ACAGGAAGGUCAGGUGUAAGGAUCAAGGCUGCAUUUAUAUAAAGACAGAGGAAUAUGCACUGGAAAUCCUUGCUUGGAAAGGGAAAAGGCCAGAGGAUAUGGAAAGGCACACUAUGAGGAGCUUCAUCUUUGUCCUCACACUGGGCAUUUUCUCAUGUUCAGGCUUUCCAGUGUACGACUAUGAUCUCCCUGUCACAGAAGAGGCUCUCAAUGCUUCCAUUGCAAGGAUCAACUCUCAGUCACGGGGGACAAACCUGUAUGGUGUUGUCAGGAGCCACGUCACAAGAGUUGACAUGUGGAACAGUGAUGCCUAUAGACUGGAGCUGCAGUUCAGCAUCCGUGAAACAGAGUGCACGAAAGCGUCGGGGAGAGACCCGUUCACAUGUGACUUCAGAAUUGGGCCUUUUGUGCCAACCACUUUCUGCAGAAGUGUUGUGGAAGUCUCCGAUGAGCUCAUCUCCAACAUUGUUGUGCAGUGCCAUCAAGGUGCAUCCAGCUCCGAAUCACUGAGCAGUGAGGAGUUUAUGCACAUGCCCGUAAAGAACCCCAACAGGCGAGGCAGCAGCCCCAGAGAAGACAUAUUUGCUCCUGAAGCUUUCCCUUCAAGGGGAAGAGGCAGCAGCCGUGGAGACUGGCAUAAACCCAGCUACUUCAGCUCUGACAAGAUGGAAUAAUACCCUUUGGAUCGGAGAAUGAGAAGAAUCAAGAUUCAAAGAUGGAGCAUGGAAAUAAAGAAGCUGAUGCCAUUUCCUUUCCUUUGCCAUGACAGAACCAUUCCAUAAUGGAAGUCUUUCCCUAAGCUCACUUUCUGCUGUGAUGUCAAAUGGCCAGUGGACAAGCUCGUGAGACGCUAAGUGCCCACACUUGUGAGUUGAUAGCUGCCUUCUGAUGCAUUAGAUGUCAGUGGGAGGACUCUCUCAGACACCUAGACACAGUUACAUGUCCAGUAUGUGGUACACCAUCCUCUAAUGAUGCUAUUAAAGGAUCAUUAUUCCA
Pezoporus occidentalis (night parrot) is the source of this 996-nucleotide messenger RNA. It is a transcript of the gene SPP2, whose product is annotated as secreted phosphoprotein 2. Bases 99 to 674 code for a protein of 191 amino acids. The record is from RefSeq and is a predicted model, not a curated record. Gene Ontology annotation, biological process: bone remodeling. NCBI's taxonomy places the organism in Eukaryota, Metazoa, Chordata, Aves, Psittaciformes, Psittacidae. The transcript has 7 exons. Gene Ontology annotation, cellular component: extracellular region.